Messenger RNA from Spodoptera littoralis (African cotton leafworm), 2142 nucleotides. Lineage: Eukaryota; Metazoa; Arthropoda; Insecta; Lepidoptera; Noctuidae. The record is from the annotation of a GenBank genome assembly.
AUGAGUAAUAAUUUGGAUAAUGAUAGGUCACUUAGUAGUAAAAUGCAUCCAAUAGAUUUAGCGCCUCAAAAAAUAACUAUAGUGAAAAGUGUAAGUAGUGUUUCUAGUUCAGAUAUGAAAAUGACACAUCUGAUUCCGGGUACAGCUAAAACAACAGGUUCAAGUCAAAUAAUAGCCCAUGCUAGCCCCGGAACGGGAAUGAUGCGUUCAGGGCUUGCACAAAUCAUUGCGUCGAAUGUUGUUUCACAGCCUCAAAUGAUAAUCAGUGGAUCACCUAUUUUACAAGGUGCUCAAAUUGUAAGUCAGGGAUCUCAGUUGAUUGGUCAAGGCUCACAGAUUUCCCAAUCGCAGCUGAUUACUAGUGGCCCUCUUAUAAGUCCUGGUACACAGAUCAUAAGUCAAGGAACCCAGUUGUCUGCCCAAGUGUCUAAUGCCAAUACAGUUGGAUCAAGCAAUGUUCAAUCAAGUGUAACCUCUUCUGUGAGUGCAACUCAAGUGUUGAAUGUUGGAAGCCAGCUGGUCAGUGGGGCUGGUAACCUGGUGGUCAACUCAUCUGUACGGACAUUGCCUCCUACAGUUAGAGUGUUACCUCCAUUGCCACACCAUAAUAAUCGGCCAGCUGUUCUGUCAAGUGUGAAUGUCAGUAGCGCCAGUGGUGUGCUGGUUAGCAAAGGAGUGGGACUCGGCGUGACGAGCCAUAUAAGUCAUGUGCCGCGCGGUCUCGCGGCCGGCGCGUCUCUCGCCGUGCGACCAGUCACCCCUGCUUCUAACACCCAAGCAACUUCUGGUGGUGCCUGGUCUGGGGCAUCUCGUGGUCCACGUAGUACACUAGUGUAUGGUCAGAGGGGUGCACGGGCGAAUGCGCCAAGCUCUUCCCCAGCUCCCUCACAACCAACUCACUCUACUGUUGUUACCUUACCUACUACACCUGUACUAACUUCAGGGCGCGGAGCCCCGCCGCGUACUCCCACGCCAACUCCUGCGGCCACCGCGCCCAGACCACUGCCACUACUGCAGAGAAACUACCAACCUGCUAAGGUGGUUGGUGUAGCAAGCGUGGGUGUCCGUGGAGUCGUGGGGAACAGUGCUCCGACGCAGCUGUACUACGAAGUCCCGCGCGGCGCGCACUCUGCGCACGGCGCGCCGCCCGCGCACGUCGCGCCCGCCCUGCCGCGCGCACUCGCUCCGUAUCUGCACCAAUCGUCAGCACAGCCCCAGCAGACUCAAGUAACGGUUGUGAAUGCUGUAUCAGCGUCGCCAGAAACCCGCAUACCAGUGUCCUCCGUCCCAAAUCAGACAGUAUUGCCAAGACCGUCCAUACUUAGGAAAAGAGAUCUCGAUGGGUCUCCAAGCAAGAACUCUAGUUUUGGUCGAUCAGGCUGGGAGGAUGUACCGGUGGGUGGUUGUGGCGGUGGCUCGGGCGGUUCCACGACCAUCAGUGCGUCAUCCUCUCCCGCACCUGAUGAUGAGCCAGAACCGCCACGUCCAGACCCUGAUCUUAGUCCACGCAAGAAACCUCGGAAACAGAUGUUGAGUAAUGAAGUGAGACAAUGCGACUAUCAAGGAGAGGAGCCGCCGCCCACUCCACCGCCAGUCUCAUUUAACCCUCCAAAACAUAUUGAAGAUAAACCAAAGUGGAAGAAAAGAAUAAGGAAGGAUGUCCCUGCGGCCAUUAAGGGUCCACUAUUAAGUUCGAGUUACGUGUGCGGUUGGCGUAGUACGGCGUUGCAUUUCACCCGGCCGUCUGACGUGCGGCGAAGGGAACCUCGCACACGAGAUAUUGUUUCGAUAGCCAGCCAGAAACACGUACUGACCAGUGCUGAGGGAUGGAAAGUACAUCAUCUAACUGCACAGAUGGAUGACUUGAUGUCUUUGGAAUCUGACGUUGGAGAGCAAUUAGCGGGCCUACUGCGAGCUCUCGAAACAGCAUCAGGACGCGCGAUAUCCGCUCUUGAGCCACAUUCCCAUACGAUACUCGAGUUACUCAAGGGUAAUAUUCAAAGAAGUAAGAUAGUGUGUGAAGGAAUACAAGAAGCUCGUGAGGACAUUCUUCGUGUAUUUACACAUAGAAACUUCGUGUCUGAUAUUCUCACAAGACAAGCCGAUAAGAGAUGUUUCAGGAAGCAUCGGUCACAGUCGUAG